GCAGAGCGUCAGCUGCGUCCUUGCGUUUCCGUGUUUUCGAUCUCUCGAUGGUUUCGGUUGCGUGUUAGAGAGAGUUUUAGAGAUUUGUGUGCAGUCGAAUUCAAUAUUUAAUAGCUUAAACACAAACUCAACACCCGUCUGCUGUACAAACAGUCAGUUCCUCUCCGAUAUGGAUAAAUCGCGAGUGAUUGUGUCUAUGUUUAGCUUCCUGCUGAUGUGUGUCGCAUUCAGUCUUUCUGAAGCAACAACAACAACUUCAAAAUCAACAAUAAUCACACCUACAACUCCUCCGGCUGUCCACAAACCAUGCAACACUCAGACUUCCUGUGAGACGUGCCUCGCCAAUGUUUCGUGUUUGUGGUGCCAGACGAACAGCAGCUGCUCAGAUUAUCCGGUCUCGUAUGUGAUUCCUCCGGCGUCGCUGUGUAAACUCUCUCAGGCUCGAUGGGGUGUUUGCUGGGUGAACUUCGAGGCUCUGAUCAUCGCGAUGGCUGUGGUGUGUGGGAUUCUGCUGCUGGCUGUCACCGUCUGCUGCUGCUGCUGCUGCUGUAAACGCAGACGCUCGUCCAGUUUUGAUCGUGAUGAUGAGCAGUUUGCCCGGAGAAGAGAGGAGAUCAAGCAGCGAUCAGAAGAACGGAAGGCGGAGAGGAAGGUGAAACAUGAUGAAAUCCGCAAGAAGUAUGGUCUCAUCCCAGACUCCGAUCAUCCGUACAGCAAGUUCGAGAACGAGUGAAAGCGAGGGAUCGCAGGAAUCACUUCACCACGUGCUUCGCUCUUUUGAGACUCGUCGGAUGAGUUUAGGUUUGAUGGAAGCCCAAACUGAGAUUACCUUGUCACUCCUCUCUCUCUCUCUAGUUAUGAUUAAUGUCUGUGUAGUUGUCAGUCAACACAGAUUCUCUCUCUGUCUCUUUUUAACACGGUUUCUCUUUUCGUUAUAACUAAAAACAAUACAACAUCACGCUUCAAAAAAAUGAUGCUCUUCUUCUGUGUUUUUUCAGUAUGGAUAUCUAAACAUCCUUAAAAUGACAUCAAGCAAAAUGAGACGAGAUAUGAAGUCUUGUUUUUUUGUAUCGAAAUGAAGUGAUUUCAGGCUUUAAAAACAGGAACAAAUGUCUUUCAGUGGGACAGAAAAAUCAACUCAAUUUAAAGAGAAAACAAGCUGAGUUUUUGCCUUUGUUAGCAGAUAUGUUUUUUUUUUUUUUUUAAGCAUGAACUCCUUUUUUUAUGCAUUUUUUUUUUUAUCUCAAUCAAAAUGUAUCUUGAUUUAAAUAUUGAGAUAUUUGUACCGGAAACAACAAACAUAUUGGAAAAUGCAAAAAAGUAUUACUAUUUCUGCACAUUUUUAAUGCUUUAGAUGAAACUGAUGGAAAUGGCCCAGAUGGCUGUUAGAUUCUGAUUAUUAUUUCGUGCUGCUUUGUUUUCUCAUAGAGAAUUUAAGAAUUACUCAAUGCAAAAAUGUAAAUUCUGUGAUGAUUUAUUCACCUUUGUGUCGCUUUUUUAUGCACAGACACUGUUAAUAAUUACACCAUAACUGUGCACUAUAUGAUGCCUACACUGUAUUUAUAUUAAGUUGGCUUAUAUUCAGUCAUAUGAUUUUAUCUUUGGGAAACAGAUCUUACUUUUAUUCCCUAAAAAUCCACGAAGAUGAUGAUGAUUAGUGAACAUAAAGUCUAUUUCUCCCCCAAAGCGUCAAAUGACUUCAGAAAUAUAGCACAUGCAUCAUAUCAUACUGUUAUUCCUCUAUAGAUUCAUAGGAUGCAUUUUAUUUUAUUUUAUAAAAUGCAUCAAAUGGACUACUAUUGUGAAAAAAACUUGCAUGAAGAUGCUAAAAUUCUCUUUUUUGCAUUGUGUAAAAAACGACAACAGCAUAUGGGUUUGAAAGGUGAAUAUAUGAUAACCGAGUUCAGUUUUCAGUCAAUUAUUGCACUUUCUGAUUCAGUUGUGAUUGAAACUAAGCUUAUUUUUAAUCACUCGUGCUUCUGUGUGUAUUUAUACUGUAUGUACUUAUUAAAACAUGUCCUAAUAAAAACAAGCUUCCACUUUUAAAGAAA
This is a messenger RNA of Carassius gibelio (silver crucian carp), 2051 nucleotides long. RefSeq names its product pituitary tumor-transforming gene 1 protein-interacting protein. Bases 170 to 733 code for a protein of 187 amino acids. The transcript is spliced from 7 exons. Gene Ontology annotation, biological process: protein import into nucleus. The record is from RefSeq and is a predicted model, not a curated record. Gene Ontology annotation, cellular component: nucleus; cytoplasm. Lineage: Eukaryota; Metazoa; Chordata; Actinopteri; Cypriniformes; Cyprinidae.